AUCGAGUCAGUCGCAUUGAGUAUGAACUUCCGUUUUCCUCUUAUUGAGGCGUUUGCUCUCUCUCGUCUGUGUGUGUCUGCAUACGGCUGCAGAAACAUCUAGUCGCUCGGAUUGAUCAGAAAUCAUGAGAAGACAAUGGCCCUGCUCGAAAUGUGGAUAUGCAUGUUCGUCGACAUGGAGAAGUCUGCAUACAUCAAAACCAGUGAUCUGCAACACAUGCAGAUCAAAGGCGAAUAAGAACAAGGUCGCGGUCAGUCCUCCUCCCGACCAGGCAGCAAACGAUAGCCAUGUAUCAGGGAAUUCAGUCUUUGAUCAGAUAAGUUCCUCCUCCGCCUCAAUUAUACAAGAAAAUACAACAUUUACCGUCAGCCAAAUCGGCAUGAUCUUCGGAAAUCUACCCUUUGAGCCAAACCUAGCUUUUCCGGCAAUGCUUCAAGACCAUUCACAAGAUCAACCCAUGUUGAAAUCCAAGGCUGCUAUGGAAUUUCAAGAUCAUUUUUACUGUCGAACGAGCUUGAAAACGUCGGCUUCUGUCAUGGAGGAUGGCAGCAUUCAGAUAAAGCAGGAAUAUGAUUGCCAACAGACACUGCUGGAAGUAGGAAACGUAUGCAUUUGGGACCCCAACAAAGUUCAAAGGAAAAAGAGAUCAAGGCUUCCCCAAUACACUCUAUCACCCCUAGCAAGAUUCAUCAAUCAGCUCCAAUACCAUUCGCCACAGUAUAAUCCGACCGUCAACUUCAACUUCAACUUCAACGACGCAUCUGCAUCAAGUCAAGUUGCGCAUGAUCAUGAUCAUGAUCAUGGUCAUCCCAAGUACGAUGACGUCUUGAUCUAUGAAAAAUGCAAGUAUGUAGCCGACAACGAGAUUGGCCUUGGAGCUGUGAUGCUAUCGCCUCCAGUCUCUUCUUUAGAGGAGCCAGAGUCGUCUGACUCCACAACAUAUGUGUCGGAAGAGGAGUCGUCUUCUACAUACGAUACGAGUGAUGAUACUAGCGACUCCAAUUGCCUCAUUGAUGUUCCCAUAAGAAGCAGUGCAUCCGAGUAAGCGCUAUGUAUGCAAAUCUGACGAUGAUGAGGAUGAGGUAAUGCAGUUGGACUGUGUGUUGUGUGUGUCUUUGGUUUAUGUUUGAUAAGAACAUAUGGAUAGUAAGUAUAUGUGUAAUAAUGUCGGACCUACUUUAUUUGGUUUUGAUGUUUGCUUGGAUAAUUUAUGUUUUGGUUCGAGUAUGUAUGGAUGUUGUCUUUU
This is a messenger RNA of Sesamum indicum (sesame), 1246 nucleotides long. RefSeq lists its product as uncharacterized. The record is from RefSeq and is a predicted model, not a curated record. Lineage: Eukaryota; Viridiplantae; Streptophyta; Magnoliopsida; Lamiales; Pedaliaceae.